Molecule: messenger RNA, 5853 nt
Organism: Closterium sp. NIES-67
Lineage: Eukaryota; Viridiplantae; Streptophyta; Zygnematophyceae; Desmidiales; Closteriaceae
Source: the annotation of a GenBank genome assembly
GAUAACUGCCCUCCGGAAUGCUGGAACUCUAAGAGCAAGGCUCACCCAGGAAAACUCCGUUUCUUGCCUUGCUUGCUUGCCAAUUUCGCCGCGAUUAAGACUAAGGAUCGAGCUGGCCCGACGUUCGUUGACGGUAAUGGCUUGCGGAUAGGAGUUAUUCAGGAUCAUAUCGGCGCCGGGCGUGCAUGAUCCUUCGUCGCACCCGCGUCUCACUCGCCAGAGCCCUCAUACCUGGGUCCAACUAUCCCUGAGAGCGCGGCGCUGCUUACCUUCGUCGACGUGAAGAUCGGCCUAAGUCGCCUCGAUAUACCCCGACCCGACCUAGUGAUCCCGCUGAUUUCGUUUUGGCGAGCCCCCGACCGUUGGAUCUCAUUUCAUGUGCACAUGGCCCGGCAGGGGCAGAAACUCUCAAAUGCAACCCACCUUCUGAGAUCAGAAGGGAUUCAAUGAAUCUCCCGAUGGCGUCGGAGGACGAUCGGCAAGUCGCGCAGGAGCUGGGGCUCCUCCUACGAGGCACCGGGGGCGGAAAUGCGCCUCUCUCCCAGACUCGUUACGAGCAAGUGUCUAUAUCUGGGACGUCGGGAGGGCUAGGAGACGGCUCCGCGGCGUCAGCGGGUGCAUCACUAGCAGCACAGUAUGGAUUAAGAGACCCGCAGGGAGCUCCGGGAGGGGGCAUGGCGGGCGGAAUGGGGGGCGCGGAGGGUUUUGGCGGUGCGCCUGUGGCGGGAGGAUAUGGCGGGAGGGAUUACCCCCACAGGAGCGGCAGCGCUCCCCCGUCGGUCGAAGGAUCGAUCUUUGCGAUGGGUAACUUCCCCGGGUUUUCGUUCAACCGUCAGUUUCUCGGCGCGGAUGCCCUGGGGAGCCAGCUCGGUGGCGGGGGAGCUGACGGCAGCGGGAACGGCGGCGGCGGCGGCGGCGGCGGCGGAGGAGCAGCUGCGGCGAUUCAGCUUCAACAGCAGCAGCAGCAGCAGCUUCAGUUGCAGAUCCAGCAGCAGCAGCAACUGCAGAAGCAGCGGGAUGCGCGGAAGCUUCUAGAUCGGCUGCAGGACGAGGAGGCUUUAAGAGCGGAUCCAGGGUACUUAGAGUACUACUACCGCAACCACCACUUAAACCCUCGCCUUCCGCCGCCGCUGAUCUCCCGGGACACUUACCGCCUCGCGCAGCGGCUCCAGUCUUCCGCCGCGCUAGGCCUCGGCGGAGAGGGCGCGCAGAAGUUCCCCGGCGGCGGAGAAGGCGCGGAAAGAGGCGGAGGGGGGUAUGCGUCAGGGGGAGGCGGGGGGUAUGGUAUCGGGGCGGGGCUUGGACAAGAGGGGAACGCGGGGGCGUUUGGGGAGGAUGGGGCGGGGAUGGGCUCGUUACGACCGUUCGAUGAGGGACAUGGGAUGCGAACAGGAAGAUCCUCGUCGUCCAAUCUGCUGUUUCCGUCCCCCACGCUCCCCACGCACCGGGAGGAGAUGGAGAGUCUUCUAGAGGAUGUGCUUACGUCGGGGGGGAAGGACGACGGCGACGGGAGCGGGCAGGGCGGCAGCGCAGGCGCAGGCGGAGGCGGAGGGAUGGGGGGAGUUGGCGCGGAGAGGGGCGAAGGUGUGGCGGACAGAUGGGGCGCAGCGGGGGCUGGGGGCGGAGGGUUUGCGGGGCUGGCGUAUCGACCUAAGAGCCUCGUCGAUCUUAUUCAGGAGGACUUCCCCCGCACGCCCUCCCCCAUCUUCGCGCUUCAGCGCGCAGCCAGCCGCUCAGCCGCGGACGACUCCUCUGACGCCUCCGCAGCCACCGCCGCCGCUGCCGCCGCCGCUGCUGCCGCCGCUGCGCCGUCUCUCCUCAGCGGAUCUUCUGCCAUCCCCCCCGCGUCCGCGCCCAGCCCCCAGGACCUCCCCCGGCGCCCGCGCUCGUCCCUACAGCUAGACGAGGCGCACAGGCACGAGCUCGCGCUGCUGACCGCGGGGCUGCAGGCGGGCGGAGGCGCAGGGGGAGCGGGGGGGAGGGGCGCGGGGAACACGCGCGGAGGGGGGGCAAGUAGCGUUCCGCCGCUGCUAGGCGCGGGGUCGCGUUCGGGAACGCCUAUAAUCCCACCCGGUUUGAUUGCGGGUAGGGUGAGUCCGGGCCUGGCGAUGCAGUUAGCCGCGGCUCAGGCUGCUUCGGCUGCCAAGCCUGCCGGUCUGCCUCGGUCGCAGUCCCCAGCCUUGGGGGUAGGUCUGGGUUUGGGGGGUGGUGAGGUAGGGCUGGGCGGAGCGGGCGGAGGGGGAAGGGGAGGGGUUGGCGCGGGUGUGCUUGCACGGGCAGCGAGCCCGGGGAUGGUGGGGGGGCAAGGGGAGGGGGGAAUGGCGCAGGGUAGUGCUGCUGCUGCUGAGCUGGCAUCCGCGAUUGAAGGGCUGAGAUUGGCUGAAAAGCAGCAGCAGAUGGGGCAGCAACUGCAGCAACAGUACCAGCAACAGCAGUUGGGCCAGCAGCAGCAGCAGCAGCAGCAGCAGUACCAGCAUCAACAGCAACAGCAGCAACAGUAUCAGCAACAACAGCAGCAACAGGAAAAGGAUCUGCAGCAGCAGAUAUUGCAGCAGCAGCAGCAGCAGCAGCAGCAGCAUUUGGCACAGGGAGCCCCCCAGUGGCCCCAUGCUACCUCCGCCCUUCACCCCGCCUAUCUCCAGUACCUCCCUCCAGCACCAACCACCAACGCCGCCGCCGCCGCCGCCGCCGCCGCCGCCGCAGCAGCAGCAGCAGCAGGGGCAGCAUCAUUUGUGGUAGGCUCUCCACCGUACCCCGCCUUUCUGCACGAGUCCGCCCCUGCAGGCUUCCUCCCCGCCCAUCUCUCCGCCGGGUCAUCCGCGUCUGGCUUCCCCCAUCCUCUUCCCCAUGCUCCCCUCGCAGUAGGCGCCGGCGCUGGAGGCUUACCUGGGGUAGGUUUAUCCGUGAACGGGUUUCAUCUGUCUGGAGGAGGCGGAGGUGGUGCUGGCGGUAGUGGUGGUGGUGCUGGUGCUGAUGGUACUAGCGCUGGUUUGGAUGCUAACGCGCAGCACUACCUGCCAAGCGAAGCCGCCCAGUUCGCCGCCACUGGUGCCACUGGUACAGCUGGCGUGAACAGUGGCAUUGGGAGGUUGAUGAGCGCAGGAGGGGGGGUGAGGCGGGCGGGUAUGGGGGCAUCUGGGGAAGGCUUAUCUGCUGGCUUGGGCACUAGUGGUGCCAACCUUGGUGGUGCUAACUUCGGUGGUGCUAAUAUGGGUGGUGCUAAUAUGGGUGCUGCUGCUGAUGCCAUGUUGCCUCCGGAGGUGCAGCAGCUGCUGGCAAUGCACCCUCAGUACAGGGCGCAGAUUCUAGCAGGGCUAUCCGGCCUGGGCCUAUCCGGGGGAGGCUUAUCUGGGGGAGGGUUUACCGGGGCUGGGGGCAUGGGGGGUGGUAAUGGUGGUGGUGGCACGAGCGCUAGUGGUCUGGCUGCUGCGGCGGCAGCAGUGGGAGGGGUUGGCAUGGGCAUGGGGAUGGGUAUGGGUAUGGGCAUGGGCCCUUCUACUUCUGGGUAUCUCCCUGGGGGGAGUCAGCCAAUGGGGAUCCCUGCUGACGUGGCGCAAUCUCGUGCGUCGGGGCUGCCAGCUGGCGCACACGGCAACCCUCCGAUGUACUUCGGGAGCCCUCCAGGAAGCUUCCUUCCCGUGGUUGGUUACCCGCCCUUGUCCCCUUCUGGUGGGGGGGCAGCAGGAGGAGUGGUGCCAGCUGGCAUGUUGCCACAUCAGCAGGGCGGCAUGCUGAGUCAGCAUCACCAGCACGGGCACCAUGCAAAUCUGUACGAAUCGAUGCUAUUGGCUGAUGGAGGCAUUGGGGGGCUGGGGGGAGGGAUGGGGGCAGCUGGGGCAGGGGGUGGGGGGAGCAUGAUGGGGGGAGCGGGAGGGGGAGGGGGAGGUGGAGGCGGAGGAGGGGGAGCAAAAGGGGGCGGUUAUGGCGUGGGGGGAGGAGGUGGGGGCGGGGGGGGAGGGGGGAGCGGGAGGAGGGAGGAGAAAGGGGGAGGCGGAGGACUGAGGGGGUCGCCCGGGGGAGGGGGAGGGGGGAGAGGUCAAUCCUCCAUGCAUCAACAUCAGCAUCAGCAGCAGCAGCACCAUCACCACCACCACCACCACCAUCACGCAUCUCACCAGCAAGACUCCGGGGGAAUGGGUGGAGGCGGCGGGGGAGGGGGAGGGGGAGGGGGAGGAAGUAGGGGGAGUGGUAAUGGUGGGGGAGGGGCGGUCAGUUUCUUGGAGGAUUUCAAGGCGAACAAGACGAGGCGAUACGAGCUGUGUGAUAUCGCAGGCCAUGUGGUGGAGUUCAGUGCCGACCAGCACGGCAGCCGCUUCAUCCAGCAGAAGCUCGAGAUGGCCACCGACGCGGAGAAGGAGCUGGUGUUCUGCGAGGUGCUACCGCGGGCGCUCUCGCUCAUGACGGACGUGUUCGGCAACUACGUGAUCCAGAAGUUCUUUGAGCACGGGUUGGACUCACACAGGGCGGCACUAGCAGGCGAACUGAAAGGCCAUGUGCUGGCGCUGGGGCUGCAGAUGUAUGGGUGCCGCGUCAUUCAGAAGGCACUGGAAGUUCUCCCCCUGCCGCAGCAGCUGGAGAUAGUGGCGGAGUUAGAGGGCAGUGUGAUGCGGUGCGUGCGGGACCAGAAUGGCAACCAUGUCAUUCAAAAGUGCAUUGAGUGCGUGCCGCCGCACCACAUCGCGUCCAUCGUCAACAGCUUCUACGGCCAAGUGGUGGCGCUGUCAACCCAUCCCUAUGGCUGCCGGGUCAUUCAGCGAGUGCUGGAGCACUGCACGGAGGAGCAGAAGCAGCGGGGUGUGAUGGAUGAGAUCAUGCGGUCCACAUGUGCACUCGCCCAGGACCAAUACGGCAACUACGUCGUGCAGCAUGUGUUGGAGCACGGGAGUGAGGACGAGCGCAACGUGAUUAUAACGAAGCUGGCCGGGCAGAUAGUGACUAUGAGCCAGCACAAGUUCGCGUCCAAUGUGAUUGAGAAGUGCCUGCAGUACGGCGGGCCGGCUCAGAAGCAACUUCUCUUAUCAGAGAUGCUGGGGCGGACAGACGAGAAUGAGCCACUGCAGGCCAUGAUGAAGGACCAGUUUGGAAACUAUGUUGUUCAAAAGGUGCUGGAGACGUGCAGCGAGGGGCAGCGGGAGAUGGUGCUGGGGCGCAUCCGCGUGCAUCUGCACACACUCAAGAAGUUCACGUAUGGCAAGCACAUCGUGGCCCGCGUGGAGAAGCUACUGGCUGCAGGAGGUCGCAUGCAAUCCCGGGCUGAGAGGGAGCGUGUGCUUGCGCCCUCCUACGCGCCUCCACAUGCCUCUCCCUCCGCUGCCCCACCACAUGGGGGAAUGCACCCCUCUGCUAGCUCUGCCUCCCAUGCAGCGCCUGCUGGUGGAGGCUAUUCUGGUGCAGGUUUUGCUGGUGCGGGGGCCGGUGCAGGGAUGGGCUCAAGGCAGGUCGGCUCAGCUUCUGCUGCAGGAGGGGCGGCGGGGCAAGCAGCUAUGAACUCCAUGACUGGAUGAUAUCGAUGGUUGGAUGGCCUCGAUGAUGGGUGGAUGGAUGGCCUUCGAUCAAGGUGGAUGGUCAUGGGGUUAGAAGCCGAGAUUGAGAAUGGCAUGCGUGUUGUUUCCAGAAGUUGCUGUGGUCGAAGCAGUGCUGGCAUUUGUUUGGCCCCUCCCUGCAUCUCGGAUGCAUGUAUCUUUGUCGAUAAUUCCCCACAGGGCAUCCUUGAGGGUGCUCUUUGGGGAGCAUGGACGAAUUGGGUGGAUUUGACUAGUUGGAUUACAUGUGUAGAAAGCUGAAUCUGUACAUUCUUGUGAAUGAAUUAUUGUUUGUAGAGUAAGUAGAGAUGUAUAAAUGGGUAAUAUUAGG